Cryptococcus deneoformans JEC21 is the source of this 2211-nucleotide messenger RNA. Its product is annotated as protein-vacuolar targeting-related protein, putative. The transcript has 17 exons. Bases 249 to 1967 code for a protein of 572 amino acids. The record is from RefSeq and is a predicted model, not a curated record. Lineage: Eukaryota; Fungi; Basidiomycota; Tremellomycetes; Tremellales; Cryptococcaceae.
CAAAUACCUGAAGUCGGCCUACGGUUUUCGCCCCUCACUUAAAGCACCAUACCACCUACUAAUAAUAAUAAGGAAUGAUGGCCAACUAUCUGAGAGCCUGGAAAACGCUUAGUUAUACGAAAGAUCGGAAAUUGCAUUAUACAUUAGAACACAAUCGAGCAAAGAAAACCUGUACGAGUACUUGAGCAAGUCUUAUCAUCACAUGCGCUAUAUAUCAUCUUUAUUCGUGGAACACAUCAUCUCCCAUCAUGGACGGUUCGAAUGCGUCAGACAGGCUCACUACUCAAGAAAUGGAGGAAGGCCAUCUUCAACCGGUACAAGAUGACUCUGCCCUUACCGAUGAGGCAACACUCUUUGCCAGCCCUUUACCUAUCGUCGGCGAAAGAAAAACAACAACAAGAAAGGAGGUCUGGUCUUGGUACAUUUACUACGUCGGCAACUCCGGACUAGGUCCAUUCAAUUUUGCCAUAUCGGCAUGGCAAAAUCUGUUAUAUUUGGCAGGAUGGGAUCCUGCCUACCCAACGGGUACUGUCCCAUGCGGUGAUGGGGCAUGCAAUCUCAUUGCUUUUGGGUCAGAGCGGUCUGUCAACUCCAUUGUUCUGAUCACAAACGGCCUUUCUUUCGCUUUCCAAGCGGUUCUUUUCCUCAUAAUGGGAUCGUUCGCGGACUACGGUAUCAUCCGACCUCACAUUACGACCGCAUUUACUGUGUUAGCAUGGGCUGUUAGUUUUGCAUGGCUGGGGGUGGAAGAUCCCUCCAAAUGGCAGGCUGGAACAGCUUUGUAUAUCUUAGGUCUCAUCGGUUAUCAAGGCGCCUUGACUUUCUGGACAGCGGCAUUCCCAGGCCUUGCUCGAGAUUUACCGGAAAUAAAAGAUAGUGAAGAAAAACUUGCUCGAGGAGACACCGACCGGAAGUCCCACGAUAGGCUUGACAUGCUGGCACGGAAUCGCCUCGCCAAUGUCUCUUUCCUUGUCUGCUCAUUAGGGGAACUAGUUGUACUCGCUAUCUUGGCUGGGAUUUUGGAAGGGGUGAUCAACGAUGACGCCGAUAGCAACACCAAAGCUUUGAGUAUUGUUUGCGCCUACAGUGCUGGUGUUUGGAUCAUAUGCGCCACCCCAUGGCUGCUGUUCGAGCAAUACCGCCCGGGGCAUCAGCUUCCUCCUCACACGACAUAUUUUACCGUUGGGAUCAAACAGAUCUACCACGCCUUUCGUUUAUGCUUGCGUCUAAAACAAACAUUUAUCUAUCUCGCGGCCUAUUUUUUCUUGGGCGAUUGCCUCAAUACUCUCGUCACAGUCAUUGCGACAUUGCAAAACGAAGUCGUGUCCUAUGAUACCAAGAUGCUCAAUUAUCUUCUCAUUGAUGGCAUCGCAGCUCAAGCUCUGGGUAUCGGACUCUUCUGGGCCGUGCAGAAACGCUACACAAUACCCACGAAAACGAUGCUCUUGUUUAAUGCCUUCUGGAUCCUUCUAUUGGCUGCCUGGGGAUGCGUUGGCAUAACACAAACUAGAUUUGGCUUCCAUAAUGCAUGGGAAUUCUGGGCUUACCAAGCUUUCUAUGGAAUCGCCGUUUGCCCUUGGUACGCAAUUUCCCAAGCUAUGAUCUCUGAGGUCAUACCACGAGGAAAAGAGUUCUUGUUCUUCGCUCUUUUUUCCAUCAUCGGCAAAACCUCAAGUUUCAUUGGGCCUUUUGUAUCAAGUGCUAUCAUUGACGACAGCGGCAACACCAAUAUGCCUUUUACAUUCCUGCUAGGUUUAGGAGUGGUCUCAGUGGGGAUCCUUGCCUGUGUUGACGUGGAAAAAUCUCGAAAAGAAUGUAGGAAAUACCUUGAAGACGAGGCAAUCCGAGUGUACGGAAUGGAUUUGGCAGACGUGGUUGUGAUUAGUGGUCAAAGCAUAGAAAUGAAUAAGGCAGGAAGAACCGGAGCAAGCGUUGAGGAAACUGAAAAAGGGGAUCUCAUUGCAUAGAAAGCUUGAUAUGCUUAUUUUGUAGCCAGUUUGGCGGAUUAAAAGUGGGGAUCCUACCAUACUUCUUUCCUGUUGUUAAGGACCACGUAGGAGGUAGGUAGUCUAAUUAGAUAAGACCGAUAGUUAUAGCAGAAUAGAGGUAUACACGUCCAAUACAUAUGAUUGAGAAGAACUGAUUCUCAAGGGAUCUCCGAAAGUAUAUGGGGAGACCUAUGUACAAUCAAUGCAAUCAACUCCCUAUUUG